UCUACGCAACCGAGAGAUUUUUGGGAUUUUCUUUUGUUUGCAUAGUUUUCGUUCCUUAUUUUGUAUGCAACUCAAAAGUUUUUCCCAUUAAACUUUCAAGUACGUACUUUUGCAGUUGCCAUUUUGUUUGAUUCAAGCGCGUUGCUGAUUUCGCGAUUUUCACCGAUGCGAAAUAAUUACAUUCAGAGCGCAUUCCGGAAAGUUAUAUCGACGUUGGAAUGUGGAUUUCCCUAAGAGCAAUAUCCAGCAAGUCAGCUCUGGUCGACUUUGGUUAUUCCCGGCAUUCAUCGGCUCCCCGGAAGCGGAUUUCCUUUAGCAUGCGGAUCGAUUGUGCAAUACUUUUCCACCAUAUCAAGUAAGUAGAAAGGUGUUUUUAUGAUUGAGGGGCCUACUUAAGUUAAAUCUUGCCCGCAGGAUAAUUCAGGAUGUGCUAAACAUUUAGAGGAGAAACCGGAAUAUGAUGUACGUCAGAUUCCUCACCGGAUAAUUGGUUGGUGCCGGGAGAACAUGGCUGGAAAUAGUUUAUCAAAAAAAGACGGAUCAGGUACUGCUGAUUUCCUGAACAAGUUUCGAAGUUAUUUGGAAAGAGUAAGAGUGUCCGAAUUACAAAACAAGCUGGAGCACCGGCACGAUGUAACCAAACAUCAAAUGCCAACAGAUUUCAGCGGAAUCUGUGCCAAACAGUCCCCCAUGGGCUAGUGCUCUGCGGUGCUUGCAACCUUCGGCUGGAACCAAGUGUACUGAAGCUGUUACCACCGUUGCUUUCAAUAAGUUCGAAAGGAUAAUCUGGUCCGAAAGCAAUUAAUUAUUAUAAUGAACUGGCAAAUUCAAUCAGUUGUUUAGGCAACUAUGCCCUUUACAUUUGGGCAAAUUUGGGCCAAUUCCAGCGUCCGGGAGCUGUUGAAUCAGCAGCUGCGCCAGGAUAAACAAAUCCCUCAGAACUCAGGCCAGGACUUGACUAAGGCCGGUGAAACGUUCAAAAAUUAACCGGAGCGGGUUGUAGUCGUGGCAGAUUUGAAACAGCUGUUUUGUGUCAGCGCCAACAGUUGACAGAGAUCUGGCGUCUGAGGAUUUUCUUCUGAGUGGGCGUUAGCGACCCUACCAAAUAUAAGAACAAAUUUCGUUAUAUUCGUUAUAUUGGUAAGUAUUUUGCAGAUUGGUUGGUUGAAAAGUAAUAAUUGACACGUUUUCAUUAUUUUUAAGAUUACAUCGACGUUUCACAAGAUACUUUGUAAAAGUUGGAAUCGGAACAUAGGAAGAAACACGAGAACUAUUCGCUACGAUGGAUAGGAAAAAAUCAAAAAAAUAAUUAAGGUUCUUGCUUCUUAUGACAGUCUUAUAACAGCUUUCAAGUUGGUACAAAUUCUCAGUUUACAAGACUCGGGCUUAGAUUGGCACAGUAAACUGGCCUCGUUGUUAAGGUGGCCAAACGAGAACUUUCUUGGGAAAGUAUUUACAUCCGAAAAGCGAAGAACCCCGCACGGGAGAUGAUCGUCCACAUGCCCGAGUUCAGAGUUCCGAAAGUCAUUAAAAGUUUGACUACAAAGAAUUAUUACAACAUAAUUAAUGUCAGGAAUUCCGGAUAAACGCUUCGACUUGAGGCAAGAGCAUCGAAAUCAUAUCCUUCAGGCGGUGAUGGAGCUGUGGCUUAAAAGCUGUUCACGUUGCGCUGCAUGCAAACGGAUUUUGGGGCCCCGUGAUUUUAUUCGAGACCGUUUAUGGAUGAUUAUGAGGGUAGCCGAAACCGCCACCCGCGACGAUCAGCAACAAAAUCUUAAGCUAUCCCGUAAGAUUCCUGAUCGGAUACAAAUUGCCAGUCAUAGAGAGUACGACGAAAAUAGCAGCCCUCGUUCCGGUCAUGAUAGUCGAAUACUUCCCGCAUGUGAUAGUACUCUGCGGUGCUCGCAACAUCCGAAUGAAGCUAAGCCUGCUGGAGCUGCUGCCACCAGGGCCGCCGUUGCCCUCAAAAAAGACGAGUGCAUGAUCUGGUAGGGAAGCAAUACAUUUACAAUAAACCCAUAAAUAAAGAAAUAAAAGUUAAAUUCCUUCUUGUUUCAUUUUUGAUUCUAUUGAGAUUGCCAAUUUUAACGAUUCUAUACGAUUCGACGCACUGGCGAGAAAACAUGGAAAAACUUUCUGUUGAGUAAAAUGCACUAAACUUAACGUUGAGUUAAACACGCUAAACUUAAAGUUGAGUUUAAUGCAUUAAACUUAACAUUAAGUCCCUGCACUUUUU
Messenger RNA from Uranotaenia lowii, 2236 nucleotides. RefSeq lists its product as uncharacterized. The record is from RefSeq and is a predicted model, not a curated record. The transcript is spliced from 4 exons. Bases 1567 to 1992 code for a protein of 141 amino acids. Lineage: Eukaryota; Metazoa; Arthropoda; Insecta; Diptera; Culicidae.